AUGGGGAAAACACCGUCGAAAGGGUUUCCGAAAAGCCCAUACAGGGGUGUUCUCAAACUGAAAUUAUCUGGCAGCGACAAUCAGUACCUGGACUACGCCCAGCAUUCAUUCGGAACUGUUCAGGAUGGAUGGUUCAGACUCGGUGGAGAUUUUAUCACACCUACAAAAUCCUGGACAAAAAUGCGGUUGUACAUCCAAGGACCAGAUCCUCACAUUGACUUUCUGGUCGAUGAUGUGUCCUUGCAGGAAAUACCGGACGACCCAAAUUGGAAUACCACUGCAUAUCAGCGGAUCGAACAGAUCAGGAAAACAAACUUCUUUAUUGACAUAACAACAGAUGAUAAUCUCGAUCCAAAUCACGUGCAGGUCGAGAUUUCACUCAAAAAUCACGAGUUUGGGUUCGGAUCUGUUGUAGCAGACGACUAUCUCCUGAAUCCAGAAUACCCGAUCUACCGAAAUAUUUUCUACGAGUUUUUUAACUGGGCUACAGUAGGCAGUUACAAGUGGAAAUAUAACCAAGGAACUCGGACACACCCAAAUUACGACAGAUCUGUAAACAUCACCAACGAGUUACUUAAACAAGGAUUACAUGUUCGUGGUCACAAUAUGUUCUGGGGUAUCAAAGGUAACACACCAACCUGGGUACAAUCCCUGACAGGAGAUCAACUUAAAGCAACAAUACAAGAAAGGGUCAGAUUCAUGACUAACAUUACAAUGGGCAAACUUGAACAUUGGGAUGUAAACAAUGAGUUAUUACAUGGACAGCUGUACGAGGAGAUGACACGUGAUCCGACAUAUACUCAAGAAAUCUUCCGUGCCGUACAUGCACGUGAUCCGAAACCAAAACUCUUCCUUAAUGACUAUAAUGUCGUAGCGGGAGGGGCAGUCACUGACGAUUAUGUAAAUCAAGGCAAUGCAUUUAAGUCAGCAAACUGUAGUCUGUAUGGUCUGGGAGUACAAGGACAUUUCGCUUCAUAUGUAGAACCAAACCCUGCCAUAAUAAAGUACCGUUUAGAUAAACUAGCCACUACUGGAUUACCGAUGUGGGUUACAGAACUAACAUUGGCAAACGGGGACGAGAAUAUUCGAGCAGACUGGUUUGAGACAGCACUAACUAUGUUCUUCAGCUACCCGUCUAUAGAAGGAAUUAUUCUAUGGGGAUUCUGGGAUCACAGUAUGGGUUCUCUAGAUGGGGCUCUCGUUAACGGAAACUAUUUCCAUAUAAAUUCAGCAGGAAGACGUUACCUUGAUCUGGUAAAGAACAGAUGGAGUACAAACAUAAAGACAACACUAACCUCAAAAUCUUCAAAUUUUAAUUUCCGUGGUUACUAUGGGGAUUAUGACGUCAUUAUCCGUUACCGUGGCAAAGCAAUACAAAGAGACCAUUUUACGCUGUACAAGGGUGAACAAAACAAAAUAAUCACAUUACACGUGGACGGCACUACUGAUGAAAUUACUUUACCUACACAUCGACCGACUUACGCCCCUAUCAGCCAUGUGCAUCACGUGACUCACGACCAUACACAAACGUUAGGCCAUGCAUCAGUGAAAUCCGGAACAAGUCACAUGACCUGCACGACAAGAUACUCGGGUCUUUCCGCCGUUGGUGAUGACAAGAGUACUGAUGUCAUGUGCAGUUCUGGUGAAGUUAUGACAGGCUGUUCAAGUAUUACUAAAGACGGUCAAAGUUUUAGGGAUGGCGAAUAUUUUUGGCUGAAGAGUGGAAGUCCAGUUUGUCGUGCAGUAAAUGGAUAUCGUUCUGCUGCACGUGAGUAUUGGCGCGAAUUACUGGGAUACCUAAAUUUUGCUACUGUUUUAUAUUUAGCAUGUCCGUCUGACGGGAAAGCUCGUUUCUGUGUAAAACAGGGUUUCAGUAAUGAUAUGGCGUGUUUGGCAUCUGUUGCAGGUUGUACAUCAUACACAUAUUAUGCCAGUAUGGACGGUGCUUACCCAACACCAUCAUCAUGUGUCGCUCAAAACGAUGGCAUCUCCGAUGUCUUUACAUAUGGUGCAUGCUGUUCAGCACCGUCUUUAUCAUGUCACGUGAGGAAGUCGAGCAAUGGUGGUGUUCACCAGGGUGAUACAGCCAGUGUUAGUUGUCAAAGUGGAGAGACGCUGGUUGGCUGUUCUGUUUACUCCGAGGACGGCAAUACAGCUGGGGCUUAUCCAUCAGGUAAUAACACGUGUGUUGCUGUAAAUGGCAGGGAAAGAUUUCCAGGCGAACAAUCUGCUACUGCCGUUGCCGUCUGCUGUUCAUGAUGUAUUUUCUUCAUUGUUAAGCAAUUUAUUUUUGAAUAAAUAACUCAAAAGAGCAAUAAA
Molecule: messenger RNA, 2319 nt
Organism: Ruditapes philippinarum (Manila clam)
Lineage: Eukaryota; Metazoa; Mollusca; Bivalvia; Venerida; Veneridae
Exons: 16
Coding region: 1-2259 (752 amino acids)
Biological process (GO): carbohydrate metabolic process
Molecular function (GO): hydrolase activity, hydrolyzing O-glycosyl compounds
Source: RefSeq, a predicted model, not a curated record